UUUGGUAAUAUCCAUUAAAAUUUCUCAGUAAGCGUUGCGUAGCCAGGUAGCACAACAACACGGCAGCUGACGACAGAUUUUUGGUAGAUAAUAGAGUAUAAAAGGAUGGACCAGGAGUGGCCAACAUGAGUAGACGAGCUAAUGCAGCGUCAACGGCAAGGAAUGCUCCGUUCGGGACGGACAUUCAACCGUCGGUCAAGACCAAGAUCAUCGGCGGAAAAACGGUUGAAGUAGCUGAAAGGACCCCUCCUGCAAGUCGGACAUCUUCAGACUCUCUUCAAUCGGGCCCUCAUGGCACCCCUCCCAUGCAGUAUCAACCUCCUGUCAAUGAGAGCAACCACAGUAGCUUCAACAACACCCCAGAUGAUUUGCCUGGUAGCUACCGUAAGAUCUACUCCCAGACAGCGCCGAGAGACUCUAGCAACUCACACAUACAUGGAAAAGGCAAUCACUAUGACGGAAGGCCCGGUGCUUUAAGAGCCCUUCCUCCAAUCCACGCCUCUGACCACAGCCACGAUCACGGUGAUGAUGACGAUGUCUGGUCGGACGACACGCCCCAGGAAGACCCUCCUAACAUCAAGGACAUCCUUCACAAGCCAUUCCCGGUUCACAUGGGUUCCUCGUCUGUCCUUUCCCCAAUCAGCAACAAACGCUCUCUGACGGACCAGGUCUCGGAGCACCUGGUGGGCUACGACCCUCUGCAUUUCAAGGAAAUGUACACGGACCUCGCGGAGUUCGAUCACGGACUGCACGGCUACGUCAACCAACCCCAGAUGAACAUGAUCGCCCACAAACACAAGUUGCCCAUUCCGAUUGAAACCUUGAGGUUGCUCUUCUCAAACUUUGCCAAGGGGUCCAACCCUGAUCACGUGAACUAUGAGAAGCUGAUUCAGUUUCUAGCGAGGGCACAGCUAGGAUCAGCCAAGGCAGAGACAUUACUGGAAGAUGAUGUGAAUAAGUUUGUGCAUGAAACAAAUGGAGAUGAUAAAACAGAUCUUGAGUUAGGAAGACUCAAUGCUCAAAUCAAGAGAUAUGAAGACCAGGAAGAGAAGGAGAGGAAAGAAGAAGAAAGGAAACUUAAUGAGAUGAGGGAGAAGAAAAAACGAAAAGAACAAGAAAAAUGGAAACCUUCAUUCGCUACAAGAAAACCUUUGAAAACUUUCACCGAGUUGGAAGAUGCAAUGUUGAUCCGAAUGCUGGAAGAACAGUUCACAGACGGCAAGAAGAAACAGACCAUCGAUACAGAAGGCAUGAGGGAGAUGUGUCUCAAGAAAGACCGACAUAAACAAGGGACUUUCUCCAGAAGAGAUCUGGAUGAUCUGUUUCUUUUCUAUCGGAUACCAGUCCAAGGUUCUCUCCUAAACAAGAUGAUACAGAGAAUAGAUACAGGAGACGGCCAACUGAGUUGGGUGGCUUUCUUAGAGAUUUUAGACAGAGUGGAUUCUGGAGAAGCAAUGACACCCCGUGGAGAAAAGGACCAGAGUCAGAGCCAAAGAAGGGCUUCCGAAGACCCCAAUAACUUGGGCUCCGUUGGGAACAGGAACUCUUUCAGAAGCAGUCCCAUCAACAGUGGGUCCCAAAGGGAGAGAAGCGGGAAUAGGUCUAGGGAUGGGCCUAGACCACAUGCGGGAGGAUUAGCCCCUGUCAUAGAGCCAAGAAGACCAAGUACUUGGCCAAAGAGACCAAUCAAGGAGGUUCUACCCACACCAGAGGAGCCAAAGAAAGUAUCCUCGCCUCCUUGGCUUAGGAAACCCCUUGCGAGAAUAGAGACAUCAAGACAUGCCCAAGAACAGAACAACGUGACCGAUGUUGAGAUGGAGAUCACUCGCAACGACACCCCCACGGAGGACCAUGCCUCUAUCAACUCACCCCCAUCAUCCCCUACCCCCCAACAGGAGGACUACGAGAUAGAACAACUCAGACGGAUGGCCGAGGAGCAUCAGCGACGUCAUCGCCACAGGCAUGCAGAGGAGGAGGUGAUGAAGUUGUCACGACAGAAGAACGAGAAGCGGGAGAGGGAGGAAUGGUUUAAAGGCUUCGUCCAUCUUGCGAAGGGGCUUUACAGCCAAGAUGCAUCAAAGAGUGGUUGCCUGGAAAGAGAAGAGAUGCUUCGGCUUGUGAACAAUUACAAUCUCAUUUACCAGCUUGGGAUUUCAUCUUCUCACAUCAAGAGAGUCAUUGAGACGUGUUGUCAUGAAGGAGACCAGGUUCCAAUACAACCAGUCAUUGAAAUCCUCCGGCAAAAAAAGAAGUGAUCCUGUGGAAACUAGGUUGUCAGGAUUAUUAACAUUAAAUCUCACUUAUUGCAUCAUGGGGUGAUAAACUAAUAUCUAAAAUCGAUUGUAAGAGGCUGUAAACCAAUCAGGGACCCGUCUAUGAAGAGUUACAAUUGAUCUGAUCAUCUUAAACUAUAUGGAAAUCCAACAAUGUCAUAAUUUUUUCUCCAGGAAAUUU
This is a messenger RNA of Lytechinus variegatus (green sea urchin), 2454 nucleotides long. RefSeq lists its product as uncharacterized. The coding region runs from base 126 to 2255 and encodes 709 amino acids. The transcript has 12 exons. The record is from RefSeq and is a predicted model, not a curated record. NCBI's taxonomy places the organism in Eukaryota, Metazoa, Echinodermata, Echinoidea, Temnopleuroida, Toxopneustidae.